This is a messenger RNA of Magallana angulata, 4729 nucleotides long. Its product is annotated as alpha-mannosidase 2-like. Gene Ontology annotation, molecular function: alpha-mannosidase activity; carbohydrate binding. Lineage: Eukaryota; Metazoa; Mollusca; Bivalvia; Ostreida; Ostreidae. Bases 128 to 3472 code for a protein of 1114 amino acids. Gene Ontology annotation, cellular component: Golgi membrane. The transcript is spliced from 22 exons. Gene Ontology annotation, biological process: mannose metabolic process; N-glycan processing; protein deglycosylation. The record is from RefSeq and is a predicted model, not a curated record.
CGAAUCACGAUCCCGAUGCAUAACCUUGCAGUUCAACUUCUUCAAGUUCUUGCUGUAAAUGUAAUUAUGUUUCUAUAGCUAGCAUCCAACCAUUGCUGCCUUAUCUGCCACAAUUAAAUCAUGAAGAAUGAAGAAAGGAUGGAGAAAAGAAAUCCUCCAAAUUUUGGGAAUAUUGACAUGUGCUUAUUUUCUGAUUAUGUGUUUGAUGGCAAUGCAACUACAUGUACAGCACGGAAAUGCUGAUUUGUUUUAUGAGGAUCAGGAUCAUGAGCAUAUUCACUUUUCCCACACUUCUGGUUAUUGCUACAAAGGACCAUCCAUCUCUCAGAUUGCUAGACAAAAUGCUAACUUCAGUACUGAACAAAGCAUAGAAUCAAGGAUCCUGGGGAGCUGCACCACACCAGUUAGUUCUGCAGAUGUAGAGAUGGAUGCACUGUGGAGAACUCUGGAUGUAUCCUACCCUCUGGCACUAUCAGUCAGUGGAUGGCUGGAUGUGGUGCAAGUUUAUUCUUGGGUUACCAAACCUCUCACCGUUAUCAUAGUACCCCAUUCCCAUCAGGAUCCGGGAUGGCUGUUCACUUUUGAGUACUAUUUUGAAACAUAUUCCAACAAAAUAAUUAAUCUAAUGGUGGAGCAGCUCACCAAGAAUCCAGCCUGGCGAUUUGUGUGGUCAGAAGUAUGCUGGCUAGAGAAAUGGUGGGAAAAGGCCUCUCAACCACAGAAAGAUAGCUUUACAAGAUUGGUCAGGAAUGGUCAGCUGGAGAUAGUGUCUGGUGGCUGGGUGAUGCCAGAUGAAGCUGUGGUCCAUUACAGCGCCAUGUUGAACCAGCUGAUUGACGGCCAUCAGUGGCUGAUGACACAUGUUGGAAUUACACCAAACAUCAGUUGGUCCAUUGACCCCUUUGGACACUCCCCCACCAUGGCCUACUUCAACAAGAGAAGUGGAGCCAAAGCUAUGGUCAUCCAGAGAAUUCACUUUGGAAUCAAAAGACAUUUGGCCAAGAUCAAGACAAUGGAGUUUCAGUGGAGACAAAUUUGGGACUCUGGAUCCAAGACUGAUAUUAUGACUCAUGUUUUGCCUUUUUCAUCCUACGCCAUCACCCACUCUUGUGGACCUAACACCCAUGUGUGCUGUCAGUUUGAUUUUUACCAGAAGAAAUGUUAUUAUGGCAAAAAGAGCAUCCGCAGUGAAGAGAUCAAUGAAAGAAAUGUGAAGGCAAAGGCCUGGCUACUGUGGGAGCAGUUUCAGAAGAAGUCCGAGCUCUUUCGAGAGAACGUCCUGUUGGUGCCCCACGGAGACGACUUCAGAUACAGCGAUCCCAGGGAGUGGGAGAAACAGUUCCGUAACCUGGAAAAACUUAUGGCUUACAUAAAUAGUAACGCAGAAAUGAAUACUAAGGUUAGAUUUGGAACACUCUCCGAAUACUUUACGGAGCUUGAGAAGUCACAAACCAGACCUUUUCCAACCUUUACUGGAGAUUUCUUCCCAUAUUCAGACAGAUCAGACCAGUAUUGGACCGGUUUUUAUACAUCUCGACCACACCUUAAAUACCUUGCUCGGAGAAUUCAAAGUCUUCUCAGGUCUGUAGAAAUCUUGUAUGCUGCAGCUGUUGCCAAGGCCAACAAGAUGUCGGAACAGUUGUACAGUUUGCUGAAACUUCUGCCUGACCUGAAUGUAGGGAGACAGGAAUUGGCAUUGUUCCAACACCAUGAUGCAAUCACAGGAACAUCACGGAAAACGGUCACAGAAAAUUACAAAGAAAGGUUGCAACAUACAUUCAGCAAACUGAAACCUGUAUAUGAGAAAGUUACACAAAUUUACCUGGAACAGAGUUUAAGUGUGACUAAAAAUCACACAGUUACAAUGAUAAGUGACUGGAUGAGUAUGCCAUUGAAGGAGUUGAGGAAAAAACUUGUCCAUAUUUCUCAAAAAAGAAAAUUAGUUAUUUUCAAUCCUCUUGGACACAGUAGAAGAGUGGUCCUGACCUUGAUGGUAGAUAAACCCAAUGUCAAGGUCACUAACUCUUCCACUACCUUGACAAUUCCCCAUCAGAUUUCACCAGUUUGGGAGAAAGCUGGUUUUAUUGAAGACCUAUAUGAACUGUCCUUUGAGGUCAACUUGCCAGCAUUAUCUCUGUCAGAAGUGACUGUUGAAAAAGGGGAAGCAACUCAGAACACUAGACUGGUCUUUUACACACAACCAGACACAUUCUUCAUGAAUAUUACAUUACCAGGAAUAAAUAUACAUCAGGAAAACUCCCCAUAUUUCUCUGUCAGCAAUGGUUAUUUGACUGCCUACUUUUACACAUGCAACGGAAGACUACAGUACGUGCACUAUAAAUCUACUGGACACCUCUGGAGGUCGGAGGUCAAGGUUGUGACCUACACCUCAGGGAAAACCUGGUCUACAAUGUUCAAGGACAAAGGUGGAGCUUACACAUUUGUUCCUGAUGGACCUGCAGAGACUUUAUCAGAGCCAGUGGAUUCACUCUUUCUCAUCGAUGGACCACUCUUUUCACGAGUGGUUACAGUCCAACCCACCAUUACCCAAACUGUAACAAUCUACAAAACACACAGCAACAUGGCUAAAGGAGUUCACAUAGAGAACAAAGUUAACAUGCAGAAACUGGACAAUACAGAGCUGAUGAUGAGAGUGGAGUCUGACAUCGGAGAAUCAAGGGCGGAAAUGUGUGUGGAUCUAAAUGGAUUCCAGAUGCACAGAAAAACGACUUUUCCAAAGAGACACAUCCAAGGCAAUUUCUAUCCCAUGACAACAAUGGCGUUUGUUGAGAACGGAACUAGCAAGCUAACUCUGCUGACAACAUCCUCUAGAGGAGUUGCAAGUCUUUCACCAGGAUGGUUGGAGGUGGGUCUGGAUCGUCGAAUGAACCAGGACGACUGGCGAGGACUCGGCGAGGGCGUGACCGACAACGAGGCCACUACCAGCUCGUUUAUGUUGGUGUUCGAACAGAAGACUUCCAACACGGUUUCGGGUGUUUGUUUCCCAUCAUCAUUGACCAGUCAGCUUUCUGAUGAACUGGAAAAUCCAUGUAUCAUAGCAGAGACGAAGUAUGAACUUCAAAGUCGUGUCCAAAUUGAAUUGAUAAAACGAAAACUGCCCUGUAAUAUCUAUCUAGUCAAUUUCAGACUCGCUAUCCAAGAAAGACUUGCAAUCCAAAAAAUUAGAAGUUUAACAAAAGUUCAAAAUAUACCAAAACUUGCUAAUUUAACAGCAGCAUUCUUGCUGGUUUUGCAAAACAAGCAAAUUGAUUGCAAUAUUAAGCCAGAAAACAAGGAUUGCCAUGAAAAUCUCCAAGAACUAAGAUUAGACGACGUGUUUAUAGACUGUUCUGUAGCACAGGCAUGGGAGACAAAUCUGUCUGGGACCGUUCUUGUGAAAGAAAUUAAGCAACCGUAUGCUGUAACUGUUGAUCCUAUGGAAAUUAAGACAUUUAAAGUGACAUGUAAUUAAAAACUUGGUGCGUGUUCUAGAAUGGAGUUUUGUUUUCGCUCUUAAGUCUCAUGGGAAAAUAAUUUUUGAGAACAGGGAAGUUGGAAGUCAUAUGUCACAUGAUAUGCACUGCAGCCGACGCGGGUCCCGUAUUUUCCUGCGACAUCGUCAUGGUGUUUUAAAAAUAAUGCUUUCUGCGAUACUUCGUCACGAAAUUCGCGGAAUCAUAUGUUUACCGCGACGUAGUGAGGUAUCAUGCCAGGAAUACCGAUGUACAUGUAUUGCAAGUUUUCUGUAUGUUAAAAUUAGAUGUUAGAUCCACUCGCUUAUCUGUAGCGAGUAAGCGAGUGUAUGUAACAUCUAAUUUUAAUUACAAUUUUUAUUAAUAUGAACUAUAUUGAAUAUCUAUUUUAAAAUUAUUAUGAGGCCGACUUAAACCAAACUUGGGAAUAUGUAUGCAGUCGAUUAAAUGAACUUUUAUAAAGAGGUGCCUGUCCCUUGCAAAAAUUUAAAAAUUUCAAUUAUUAAAAAUAUACAUGUACAGUAAAUAAUGAAAUUUUUUAGCAUUGUCAAAGAAAAGGAAAGCUUUUGCAAUUUUUACCAAGAGAUUUGUGCGAAAAUUAUUUGUACUAUAAAAAUAUAUAUAAAUGCAUUUUUGCCAUAGACUUCAAUGUUAACUUCAAGAUGGGAUAAAUUUUUCAAUAUUAAUUAUUUUUUACAAAUUUAAAAGAUGAAUCUUUGUUAUAAAAAACUCCUUAAAACCACACUAAGAGUUUUGUCAUCAAACUUGCAAUCUAUUAGAUACGAAAUAUGAUAGUUAUGGAUGGACUACCUUAAAAUCCAAAAAAUUACUCAUCAAUAUUAUGUGUAAUAUACUGGUCUAGAGUUAUCGUUCUUCUAUUCUUUAUUAUUUCCCUUGUGUUUACCGAAAUAGUGCAAUCUUGAAUCCUAUGUUAAAUGCCUGUGUUGCAGAUAGUUGAUAUUAAAUAUUUAUGAAACAUUAAUUUUAAUAUAUUGCAACAUCGUGAUGGUGAUUGUUAGUGAUUCGUAUUGGUAAUGAUGUGGGUACACCCUAUGGCGAAUCUACAGUUUGGUAUUUUGGUGAAGAAGAAAACGUCAAUAAAUAGCACUGAUUUCGAUUCGGUAAACAAUUUAUUCUUAUAAACAAUAACUUGGUUAUUUAUAUGUUUCUCCAUGUAUGUUGCUCGCAUCUCAUAAAAAAACGUAAUUUCAAAGUACAGAAGUUGUCACACAUUGCAUAAACACUGGAAACUCCAA